Molecule: messenger RNA, 1844 nt
Organism: Amborella trichopoda
Lineage: Eukaryota; Viridiplantae; Streptophyta; Magnoliopsida; Amborellales; Amborellaceae
Product: CASP-like protein 4A3
Source: RefSeq, a predicted model, not a curated record
CACAAAUAUCUCUAAGUGUUCAAUCAUGCACCAAUUUCUCUCUCUAUCUCCUUCUUCAGCCCCCUUUCUCCAAUAUUUUCAAUUUUGCAUUGCAUCAUGGUGCUCCAUUGAUGGGACUAUUAUAAUUUGCUACUUAUACACAUUGAAAAGCCCAACUGCUCAUUUCUUAGAGCUCUCGGCCCAGGGUUGUGUAACUGCUCAGUAAUGGCUACUGAGAAUCAAAAGAGUAGUUUUCCUUUCCAAGGUAUUCAAAAAGCAGCCAUAUGAGCUAGCCAUGGUUCUUCCUUUCCAUUCUCUAAACUAACGCAACCCCACUUAGAAUCUGUACUCACAAGGGGCCCAACCAGAGCCAAAGCCUUGAAAUUUUCUGUCUUCUCUCUCUCUCUCAAUCAAUCAAUCAAAAGCCUUCUCUUUCAAGACCCAUUGCCUCUCUUUUUGCAGAAGCUCUACUUCCUACAAUAAAAAAACGCUACCCAUUUUCCUUUUGGUAUCAAAGAAGCGGAAAAGCUUUAUGCCCACCUAUUGUUUUUCUUAAUGGAACCAGAGGAAGAGAGAGAAAAAAAGGUUCCGGAUGAAGAGAUAUGGGACAGAGAUGGAAAAGCUUCAAGCCCCUCUGCUGAUACUCAGAAACUUACUUUCAUAGAGGAGAGAGAAAGAAGGGCUCCAGAGGGGGGGAGAGAGGAGAGAGGGAGAAAGGGAUCGAGUCCAACAACUGAUAUUCAAAAACCCACCUUGUCAAUGGAACCAGAAGAGAAAGAGGGGAGGAGACUGAUUUUGAGCGCAACUCCUUAUACUCAGAAUCUCACUUUCAUAGAGGAGAGAGAAAGAAGGUCUCCAGAGGGGGAGAGAGAGAAGAGAGAGAGAAAGGGUUCGAGCCCAACAACUGAUAUUCAAAAUCCCACCUUGGCAAUGGAACCCGAAGAGAGAGAGGAGAGGCCGAGAAGGGUUUCGAGCCCAACUCCUUAUACUCAAAAACCGACCUUGUAUUCCAUUAUGGAGGCCCAACAUGAAGAAAAACCUGAAGAUAGACAGAACCAAUCUCCAAAUCCCUCCUCUCCUGUUAUUAAUGCAAUUAUGAACAGAUCUAGCAGAGAUGAUUUGCCGGUCAUGAUGAAAGCUCAGUCUGUUUCUGGUGAUAUCAUGGGGCCAUCAAUCGAUGGUCAUCGUGGUGCUUCGCCAGUGGUUUCCGGGAUCAUUAGGCGAUCAAAGAGAGGGAAAAUUUUGAACAAGGCAGCCUUUGGAUUGAGGGUUUUUGCUGCCACAAUUUCCUUGAUUUCUCUCUCUGUUAUGGCUUCAGAUAAGCAGAGUGGGUGGAGUGGGGAUUCGUUCUUUCGAUACAAAGCAUUGAGGUAUUGUUUAUCGAUGUCGGUUAUAACAUUUAUAUACUCGAGCUUUCAAGUGUUUAGACAGGUUCACCAAUUUGCAACCAGAAGGGACUUCAUCAAGCCCCCGAUAAGCUACUACUUUGAUUUCUCCAUGGAUCAGAUUCUCGCAUAUUUGCUUAUCUCCUCAUCUUCGGCAGCCGCUUCCUUCACUGAUGACAUGCAAAGCUAUUGGGGAAAGGACCCUUUUACAACCUUGGCUGGUGCGUCGGUUGCCAUGGCCUUCUUGGCAUUUGCAGCUCUUGGUCUUAGCUCUCUUGUCUCGGCUUUCUACCUCUUCAAUCGAUAUCAUUGAAAUAUUUCAAUCUCUCUCCCUCAUCAACUGAUACUGUUAGAAAUAUUUUUAUCCCACUUUUCCCUAUUCUUUGUUAUAAUCACCCCUCUAGCCACCCAACCCCCAGCAGCGGUAAUCUCUUCCUUUCGCCCCCCCCUCCCCCUUCUCUCUCUCUGUCUCUCUCUCUC